Brassica oleracea var. oleracea is the source of this 1456-nucleotide messenger RNA. Its product is annotated as squamosa promoter-binding-like protein 6. The transcript is spliced from 3 exons. The record is from RefSeq and is a predicted model, not a curated record. Lineage: Eukaryota; Viridiplantae; Streptophyta; Magnoliopsida; Brassicales; Brassicaceae. Gene Ontology annotation, molecular function: DNA binding. Gene Ontology annotation, cellular component: nucleus. The coding region runs from base 100 to 1176 and encodes 358 amino acids.
UUUAUUCCUUCAAUUUUUUCACCUUUUUCUUAUAUUUUCUACAAUUAUCUCUGAGUUUCCCUCUUCGUCUCUCUGUUAUUCUAAUCGUUUUGCUAAUCGAUGGAUUCUUGGAGCUACGGGAGAAGCGUUUUCCUACCUAAUGGAACCAUUGCUGAGAACCAAAGCUCCAUGCCUGGAUUUGAGAUGGAGACAAGUGAUGGAUUCAUUACCAAAGUGGCUUCUUCGAGUUACGUUGAGGAGAACCAAUCUUCGAACUUGUCUAGGAUAGAUUUCAAAUUCAGGAUUUACGAGAACCAUGAUGGUACUUCGUCCCUGCGGGCUAAAAAGACCCGAGCUUCAAACUCGUGCUCACAGAGUCCCUUGUGUCAAGUCUACGGUUGCAAUAUGGAUCUCAGCUUUUCUAAAGAUUACCACAAAAGGCACAGAGUUUGCGAUGCUCAUUCAAAGAGUUCUGUCGUUAUAGUUAGCGGUGUUGAACAGAGGUUUUGCCAACAGUGCAGCAGGUUUCAUUUCCUCUCGGAGUUUGAUGAUGGGAAGAGAAGUUGCAGAAGACGAUUAGCUGGUCACAACGAGCGAAGAAGAAAGCCUUCUUUCUAUUUCUUACCCGGUAAGCGGCAUAAGCUUCUUCCUCAAGGUACAAUGUCUCUGCCUCUCCCUUCCCCAUCACUUAACUAUGUUUCAUUUAAUGACUUCUCGUUGGUCUUGCCAGAGUCGUUUCCUGGUAGCUUCUUGUACAGAGUAAUGGAUGAGCACGACCACCGUGCAAGUAGACUCGUGAGUUUCAAAGAUGAACCUAAGCCAGCGAUGGAAGCUUCUGGUGUAUCUUAUAUUUGGGACUUACAAGAGGCGGUGCCACGCUCUACUUGUGCUCUCUCUCUUCUGUCAGCUCAGUCCCAACAACACUUGUCUGCAAAUAAUCCAAACAAAAGCUUCUCAAUCACUCAACCAUGCCAAAACCUCAACCACUCCACAGGAGACUAUCAUCAGAUGCAGCCGUUGAGGAUCGAUCCUGGUAAGAAGACCAAAUCUGUUACUAGUUCUAGUUCAUGUAAUGGAAACGGAUCAUCCACGGUUGAUCUACUGCAACUCUCAUCACAUCUUCAGAGAAUCCAGCAACAACAGAGGACUUUCACUGAUGAUGUGAAGCAGGAAUAUAAUGAGCUUUAUUUCCCCUAGCUCCUAAUUAAAAUAACGCAAAGCUAAGGCUGCUUGGUUUGGUUUGAUUAGUUUGUGAGAUUGGUUUGGUGAUUUUACUGGAUUCGUGAGAUGGUUAGAUUAGGGGAAUGAAGAUCAAGUCUGGGUACAACUUACACAUGUUUUUUUUUGUAACUGAUACUUGUUUAUUCUAUCUAUGCCUGCUUCCUUUGCAAGUCUUUUUUUCCUUAUUUUUGAGACAAUUUGUAUAUAUAACGAUGUAAUGAAUACUAGCAUGUGCGGGCAUUAACAUUAAUAUUAA